UCGAAUUGGCCGUUGAGGAAGCUCUCCAUGGAGUGAGUCACUUCUCCUUAUGGUCUGGACCAACGGGAUGUGGAAUCUGCAGCGUGGAAUCCCGGAGCGCGCAGCACGGGCCGCUUUGAAGAUCUCGCCGCGGUGCCUGGCGGGCUAGAUCCCGCCGCUGCGAGUACAAACGGUCGGCGCGAGAAGCGCGCCGCGGCGCCGGGAGUGGCAGCUGGAGACCGGUUCGGGUGCGUCUCCCGUUACUUAUGUUUCCUUCCCCGCUCCUUGCUGGGCUCUGCCCGAGGCCUUGGAAGGCCGCUUCUUUCUUCGGCGGCCUCCGGUGAACCUGAGGGAGCCGUCCGGGCUGUGCCCUACUCCGUCCGAGGUCGCCCUUCUCUGCUGACCUUACCGAGACCCCGGAUGCGGGCGUAUUAUCAGGUGAAAAAUUAUUUUAAAAGUUGGAACUAAGUUGAAUGUUAAAUAAUGGCAACAGGUGACCUAAAAAGAAGCUUACGGAAACUGGAAAAAGUGCUUCGCUUGUUAAAUUAUCCUAAAGAGGUGGAUUAUGUUGGUUUGAUGAAGGGAGACACAGCAGCAGCUUUGCCCAUCAUCAGCUAUUCUCUUACCUCAUAUUCUCCCUACGUAACAGAAUAUCUUAUGGAAUGCAACGUAGAGCUCAUAGCAAAGAAUGACGUGCGCUUUAUUGAUACUGUCUACAAGCUUCUUCGUGAUCAAUUUGAUCAUAAACCAAUUUUGACAAAAAAGCAAUUUUUGCAACAUGGAUUUGCAGAAUGGAAAAUCCAGAUUAUUUGUGAUAUUUUGAAUUGUGUAAUAAAAAAGCACAAGGAAUUGUGUGGUGCUAAUAAGACUCCUUCACAACCAAGAAAGAAAAUUUCUCAGAACCACUCAGAACCUUCAUCAAGCAAUGAGAAAACACCUGCAGAGCCUGUGAGCAUUGAUGUCACUGGCAGAUUUAUGACUUCAGGAAAGAAGAAGGCUUUGGUUAUUCGUCACAUGUACAAGGAAAAUGGUAUUAACCUUCCUGAAGACACAGAAAGCUCAGUAGUAGAGGAUAAUGAAGUGUGUGAUGUGUCAGAGUUAAAGGCUUCUGAAAUAGUGAUCAGGGAGGUGCAGCACCCUGCAACCAAGUCUGAGGAGGAAGAUAUAAAAAGUUAUCCCGAGAUUACUGCACUACAAACUAUGGUUGCUGAAUGUCAAGAAAAGCUUUGUAAGUUGGCUUGGAUAGAGAAAAGGCUGGACUGUUUGGAGGAACGAAUGAAAGGGAAAGUGAUAGUAGAUGAAAAGACGUGGACUAAUCUUCUCAGUCGGAUCACUCUACUUGAAACAGAAUUGCUUUUGUCUAAAAAGGAUAAAUGUGUAGAAUUUAAUGCAGUGAGUGAUGACUGUGCUUCCUGCAGUGACGUAGAUCUGGUGACCCUUGAUGGAAAAAUCAAAACGGAGAGGCCAGCAAAUAUUCCUCUGUCUUCAAAUUCGACUCCCAGAGCCUCAACGAUUAAUUACUGUGGUUUGAAAGAUAUCUCAGAGGAAACAACAAUCCAGAAAAUGGAAAGGAUGAAAAAAAUGUUUGAAGAAACUGCAGAGUUAUUAAAAUGUCCAAGUCACUAAUUGUAGAAUUUUCUGCAUGAACUGCUGUAGAACUUUGGCUACUGUACAUGUUGUAUAUUUUAAGAACUUUCUAUAUAAUUUUAAUAUACCAUAAUAUUUUUAUUAAGAAUUUGUAUUCUAUUUGGUAUAUGAGUUUUUCCAUUCACUAUUGAAUAAACACUUUAGUAUUUUUGAACUGUU
Messenger RNA from Cavia porcellus (domestic guinea pig), 1785 nucleotides. RefSeq names its product centrosomal protein 44 (gene Cep44). The record is from RefSeq and is a predicted model, not a curated record. The transcript is spliced from 11 exons. Gene Ontology annotation, cellular component: spindle pole; centrosome. Lineage: Eukaryota; Metazoa; Chordata; Mammalia; Rodentia; Caviidae. The coding region runs from base 463 to 1605 and encodes 380 amino acids.